CCUAAGCAAGACAUUCCCCUCCUCGAAAUCGAAAAGAAAAGAGAAUGGCGGCGGCGGGUGGCGGCGGAAAGACGAGGAGCAGAGAGCCGUCUCCUGAGAUGGAAGGAGAGACGGAGCUGGAAGCGGAGGCGAAGGGAAAUAGAGGCGGAGGAAAGGUGAGGAUCAUCGAGGCACCACCCAGGAUCUCCAUGGAGGCUGUGAAUGGAGCCAUGGGGAGCGACGAGUUGCCGGAGAGGAUUUCCACUUCAGAAGAUACAGAAUUAGAGAUUGAGCAAGCCAAGGAGAUGGGAGAGGAAGCCGAGGAGAGGGAUGAGGUGGCAAAAUUGUAGAUUGAGGAAGCUGAGGGGAUGGAGGAGAAGAUGCAGACUGGGAUGUUCUUUAAUAUCUACUGUCGCGCCCUGGAAUCGAAUUUGUCCAGGUUGUUCAGCAGUCCCUGCAAAGAUGCGACUUCAUUGAGUCCUAUGCACUUCACACACAGUACAAUGGACCGCACCUCUUAUGCUGAAUUCGCCACCAGCACUCUGCAAAUAUACUCCAUUAAAGUCAUAGAAAUAAAGGGGACUCCUGAGUUGAAGUGGCCACUUCGUGUGUAUGGCAUGGUUGCUGCCCGAGAUACCGUGGAUCACAAUCGCAACAUUCUCUUCUUGCGUCAAAGGAAUGACUGGCAGAUACUCAAUCCAGAGAAUCCUUUUUUGCAAUUGACUGGCCCGUCUCGUGCAAUUGCGGCUAUAGAUCCUGUUGACUUUGACAUUAAACUCAAAGUAAAGGGCAUGAUGAAGUCAAAAGAUAGAGUGCUCAUGCAUCAGACCUCCAAGUACAGCUGUAAUGAGGCCAUUCUGUUGGAUGACUCCUACAGAAUUGUGUUACGGUGUGCGAAACUGGAGAAGACAGUGCAAGCAACUAUAGUCGGUGUCCGUGUUAUUAAUUGGAGAAAGAGGAAAUGGCCUUUUAGACAUGGUGGUCUAGUUAUUGCCAAGGCACAUUCUAAGCCCGUUAAACCUGAGAAUGAGGUCCUGCUACAAGAUCAAGUGAUGGAUAACAUUUCAGAUGGUUACUUUGAAGGUGAAGUUUUUUGUGUUGGCGACAGAUCUUCGACGCUGAAACAUGAAGAUGAGGUUGUGCUUCAAGGUCAAGUGACAGCUAACAAUUGGGAUGGUUGUCUUGAUCUGUCAAGGCAUGUUGUUUCCGUAGAGUUAGAUGGAAAGCUCGAAGUCAUCAUCCAUGCCCUGUCUUCAAAUGGUUUUGUUACUAAACAUGGUCAUGUCUUCUUCCCAGCCCAGGAAAGCAAAAUAAGUCGGGACAUAUGUGAUCUUGCCUCCUAUAAGGUGGAAGUCACCGUUGCUUGGUCCCUUCUUGUUCGAGACAAGCAGUUUAUCUCGAGGGAGGGAUGUAUGGAUGAUGACUAGGCCUGAACUUUAUAUAAAUUAAAUACAAUUAGCCAUUUAAAGCUGUCAGCUCUAUCCAUUGUCUUAACGGCUUUAUAUCUAAUGCUAUGUUAAACUAUUAGUGUAUUGGUUGUCAGUGAUUUUACUUAAAUUGUC
Triticum aestivum (bread wheat) is the source of this 1541-nucleotide messenger RNA. RefSeq lists its product as uncharacterized. The coding region runs from base 348 to 1406 and encodes 352 amino acids. Lineage: Eukaryota; Viridiplantae; Streptophyta; Magnoliopsida; Poales; Poaceae. The record is from RefSeq and is a predicted model, not a curated record. The transcript has 3 exons.